CACCUCCUCACUCUCCCCACGCAGUCACGAGCCUCUCCUCUCUCCCCGUCUCGAUUUAAGGAAACCCAAGCUUCGGGAGCCGCUGGGCUGACGCGAGGCCCCCGUGAGCCGCGCGGCUCGAGUUGCGCGCGGGAUUUGAAUAAUUCAGCGACGUAAGGCGAAGCGAAACGACUCCCCUCCCCACCACCACCACCACCACGCUCGCCUGCUCCCCCACCACCGCCUCCCCCUCACCGAGAUGUCCCUCGAAGAAGUAGACGACUCUCCGCUGUGUUUGUAGGUCGUGCCCGCCUGUUGAUCGGCACGAUGUCCGACGUUUCGCUGGGCGCGCCGGGAGCGCCAGCAGGAGCUGUGGCCAUCGGAAUCGGAAUGUUUGUUCUUCGGACCGGGAGGAAUCCGAUGAGCGAUGAAGCUCUUUUAUCCACCGAUGUCCACGGCUGGUGUAAAGCACGGCUGGUGUAAAACACCUCCGAGUGAAAGCGCCCUCUUGAUUUGGCACUGAAUUCAAAAUCGGAAGCGAAGGCGAUUUUUCCGCUCGGUUUUCCGGUGCUGCUGCUACCGGCCCCUCCCCCGGAACGUCGGACAUCGAGCCGGACCGCGCACAAAGGCUCAACCGGAAGUAAAAAACGCAGCGGACAGCUAUAGAGCACAGCUGCAAAAGCCUACCCAGGAGCAAGAAGAUACUGUCACUCGAUCUGUACGUGUGACAGCCGUUCGUCGAUCCACUGCUGGAUGAGGGCCUCCCCCACAUCGCCGUAUGGGGUCGUGGUGGAUGUUUGACCAUACUUCACCACCACUGGCCACAGCUUAGCUUACGGCAUCCAUCAGUGACUUGCUCAUAGGAAACUCAACUUAUUUGAAAUCGAAAUUUCUCUUAAGAGUUUAUUUGGAUAAGUUAAGCAUUGUUUUCCCCUUUUUGGCUGCCACUGGCGUGACACACGGUGUGAUGUAUGCCUUGUUUUACUGUAGCGUCCUCAUAAUUCCUGUCUGUGAUUGUGUAGCGACGACUUGACGCACUUCUCUUGAGAUGGCACUUUAUUGAAGACACGUUCACUUGACAUCAGGCGGAGACCCCCACGGCAUAAUAAGUACACUCGUGGUUGCAAUGAGUGUGGCUCUGGUUAUGAUGCUACUGCUGCUGUUACUGCCACAGCUGCUGCUGAUGACCGUGAUAUUUUUGGUUGGUAGUAGUCACGAGGAUUGUAGCUGCGGUUACGUUAUUUCCGUUGCUGCUGCCACUGCUGUCACUGCUACCACGGCAGCGAGUGUAGCGUGACCGGCCUGGGCCUCCAUCGCGUGCCCUCCCGGCUCUGUUCCCGCGCGACAUCUCCCCGGUCGCUGUGUCUGCGUGCGUGCGUGCGACGCGGCCCCUGGAUGAGCCUCCGCGUUCCUAUCCCGGUUUAAUUCCGUCCCGUUUGGCCGCGAACAGCGGCGGCCCCCUCGCCCUGCGCGCGUCUGUCACCCGCCCGCCGGACCGCCGGCUUGCCGCCCUCCAGCCAGCGACGGAUCAAAUUGAAGCAGCCGCGCUCCCUGUAUCCUGUUGCAGUGGCCCAUUGCGCAUCCAGGAGUUCGACUGCCCACCCACAUAGGCAGACGCGCACGUGUGCGCACCAGCCUGCUAAUUCUCCUCCCUUAUCUCAUCGCCUCUACCCCUCUUCUGUUUUGAACUCUCCCUGUCCUUCUCCUCUCACCUCUUUCCUGGACUCCCGUUUCACCUCUGUGCUGUCUCCCUGUGCUGUUCUCUCGACUCCUCGUCGCUACUCUUUCCUCUCCACCUCUUUCCUCUCCACCUGCCCCUCUGCUCUCCUCUCUCUCUCUCCAUGGGCAUCCCCUCCCAACUGGUGCCUCCUCUCAUCUUACCUCUUCCCCUCCGUUCCCCUUCCCUGCCUCCUCUCCACUCCAGUCUCCCCUCUUCUCACCUAUACCUGCCCCUCCCAUCUCACCCCUUCUCUCCUCUUCACACUGACCAUGCUCCCCCCUCUCUUGCCUUCCCAUAACCCUACCACCAAAGAUGGACUGCUGGGGCAAGUGCUGUUAGAGAGCGCCUAUCGAGGCUGAUAUGCUCACACACGUACAGCCCCCACAGGGCCAACAGGGGGAGGCUGCCACACCGGGCGACGUCGGGCCUCCGGCUGCGAUGGGGCUGGCCGCGGACUCCGUGGGCCCCUACAGCAUGCAGACGGAGCCCGUCGACCUCUCCAUCAAUAAGUCGAGCCGGAGCUCACCCGCGGCCUCCACCACCGCCCGGCUCAACCACACCAAGGCCGGCCACACGUUACCGCCGCGGCCGCUACCGCCGCCACCGCCAUCGUCGGCGUCGUCGGCGACGGCGGCGUUAUCGCUGCUGUCCUCGUCCUGUGCCUCCUCGUCGCCAUCGUCGGUGACGUGCCAGUCCCUGGCGCUGUCGGCGCUGCCUGGCACGGCCGCGGUGCUGGCCACGCCGACGGGAGCCGGCCUGGUGCGGGUGUUCCACGCGCGGCUCGCGGUUGGAGCCCACCCCCCCGUCGCGGUGGCGGUGGGGGGGGCGACGGCUCCACCGCCGCCGCCGCCACCGCCGCCUCCUCCCGUCGGGGGGGGUGCCGGCGGCGGCGGCGGGCCCGGCGCUCGGCGCGUGCCGCUCGUGGUGCAGCCGGUGCCCGUGGUGUACACCGCGGCCGUGCGCAGCCACCCCGGCGUGUCCAUCGCCGUGCCCGUCAUCGAGGAGCGCGCCGCACCACGGCAAGAAGAGGGUGCGGGAGCCGAGGCUGGGGUCCGCGCCAUAAAAAGCGAGAGUGGCAGUGAAGACGAGAUGACGUCCCUGGUGGCGGACGAGGCGCGCUCCUCUCUCUCGCAAGACGCCCAGGGCAUCAAGAGGUCGGGGAGCCCCGAGUCGCCCGACUCGAAGAGGAGGAGGAUUCACCGCUGCGAGUUCGACGGCUGCGACAAAGUCUACACCAAGAGCUCGCACCUCAAGGCUCACAUGCGCACGCACACAGGCGAGAAGCCCUACCGCUGCACGUGGGACGGCUGCACGUGGAAGUUCGCGCGCUCGGACGAGCUGACGCGGCACUUCCGCAAGCACACGGGCGUGAAGCCCUUCAAGUGCGUGGACUGCGAGCGCUCCUUCUCGCGCUCCGACCACCUCGCGCUGCACCGCAAACGCCACAUGCUGGUGUGAGGGCCCCGGGGGGGGGGGGGGGUGGUGAGGGGCCUCCCCCCCCCCCCCCUGUGUGUGGCGAGGCCCUGCGGGUGAGGCCCUGUGGGGGGUUUUGCGGGGCCUGCGUGAAGCCGGUGGAGCAAGGGUCAAGGUUGAGACCUGGCUUUGACGCACUCGGUUUUAUCCCAGAGUUCGAGGCCUAGGUUUGAGGCGUGGGAUUUCAGCCCCGAGGUUUGAGGCGUGGGUUUUGAGGCCCGGCGUGAGGCGUCGGAGGAGUCGGGGUGGAAAAGCAGCAGGAGGAGGAGGAGGUGCAGGCGGAGGGUUGGUGAAUGUUGGAUGGACGUUUGCACCGGCGGAGAUUGUGCGCGUGUGAUUUGUGUCACGCGCACUCACGUGCUUGCACAAGUCCUGCCGCUUUCAACGCACUCGCACCACGUGUACACGCGCUUGCACUUACAGGCGCCCACCUGCACGCACACCGGCUCGCACAUGCAGACGCAUUCACGCAAGUGCACACACAGUGAGUCACGCGUGUGCACGUGCGUGCACGACUUCAUGGUGACCAACACACCAAACGCCACAGGUACACUCACACACUCGAUGCUCUCGCCACGUCUCGCGCACACAAACUUGCACGAAGAACACACCACAUCAAACAGACAUUGGUACCAUUGGAGGGUGGAUACAUUUUGGUGGUACCAAUUUCUCCAUGUGGCCAAUAAAUGUGAAUUUACACACGAUAGCAUUUUCCUACUGUUUUCACAUGAACAUAUCAUCUGUGUUAUUAGGGGCGUAUCGAUGAAAUCGAUUGAUACGGACUAUUAUUGACUCUCAAACUCAAGGUACAGGCAUCAAAAUCUCGCCGGUUCGAAUUCAUAUAUUCCGUUCUCAAUCAAGUGACCCCCCCACCUCCGGCCACUAGAGCCUGCUACAUUCACCGCACGUGAAAGCAAAUGAUCAAAUCACACCCCAAACGGUGAUGGACUUUUCAAGAGAUUGUGUUUUGCCAACCACAAGUAUCAAGCCUGCCGAGAAGUGAGAUGUUACCUGGAGCCGUGUAUAAAUGAGUACAGAACGACGUACGACAUGCAGUGGCGUAGGUUUUAUUUAAGAUAAGAUGUGUCGUAACUAUGGGUGAAGUUGCUAUCGUGGCCUGCUGGACUGUUGACAGUUCGUGAGAGAGUUUUCUGUGCUUUGGUCCGUGGUUAUUUACGCCCGGGCUAACAGCAGCAGUGGCAAUAGCACAACAAUUUACAACAACAACAACCGUUCACCACUAAGUUGCGGUGACGUCACCGCCGCCUCCCCCCCCCCGUACCAGGCUAGGUGCACUUUGACGUCGUGUGAAAGUGUGGAAGGUUUUGCACGUUGCACGCGCGCACACAAUGGUAACAGCAGCCCUCGUUCACCGUUCAGUGGCGGUGACCCUCACCACUGGCUCUCGUGCCAGGCUAGGUGCACGUUAAAUGUGGUGGAAGGCUCGCCGGUGGGCAGUCAUCGAUGAGACCCCAGGUGUUAUGGGUAAACUUGGUGAGGUGACUGGCAUCACCACCUGUUGCGACCCCCAGUUGCACACACACUCACACUCACUCUAGCGACUGCUUAUUCAAUGAACAAUUAAAAUAAACUACCUAAACUUAUUUAUAUAAAAUUCUAUAUAUAUAGUGGCACAGAGAGUUAGCAAAGGCGAUUCCGAUCCUAGUAAUAACACACGGUGUGUAUUUGUUUUCCCUUUCUGAACGAUGCAGUGAAAAGCGACGUGGAUAUUGAUCAGGCUUGGGGACGUUGUGAAUUUUUGUUGUUGUAAAUCUAAAUGUGACACAACAACAACAACAAUCAAAAUCCAUCACUGCUUCGACGUCGGCGACGCCCCAAGGCCUUCGCUCGCCUGACCGGGUGAAUUAUUUAAAACAAAACAUAAAAUUCUCGGCUCGGAGUUCAAAUUUUUGGACGGGAGCCGAAAUAUUCGAUCCUGGGACCGGAAUCUCUUUUGUCGUCGUAAUUGUUUUCCUCUUCCCUGAAAAGCACUAACUGCGUUUUAUACCGAGUGCCAUGCUGCUGAACUGCGUCAGGCGGACGGAAUAUUUACGAUGGCGAUGACAACGACGACGACGACGAUGAUGAUCAGGGUCUAAUUUCUCGCGGGAUAUUUCGAGAGGAUUUACCGGACAUGGCAGUUGCGCCCGGAGGGGUGGGGGGGGGGCACGCACUUUGCCCUACUGGAGUAGGUGGCACGUGGCUUGUUCGUAGCCACGGGCAUGAGCGAGCGAGAGAAGGUAAACAUGAUGUGGUGUGCCGGGCGUGGAAAUAUUUUCCCGGAAUAGUUGACACCCGGACGGACCUGGCCUGAAAUUAAACCCUGAUGAUGAUGAUGACGAUGCGAUGGUGAUGAUGACGGUGAUGAUGAUGACGGUGAUUAUGAUGGUGAUGAUGAUGAUGGUGAUGCUGAUGGUGUUGACGAUGGCGAUGGUGAUGAUGAUGAUGGUGAUGAUGAUGACGAUGGCGAUGGUGAUGAUGAUGAUUGAUGAUGAUGGUGAUGACGGUGACGGUGAUGAUGAUAAUAAUGCCGCCGCUACUCCUACUGUAAAACUCCUCUUAUUCGCGAUUAUGUCGUUGGGGGGGAGGGCAAACAUCAAUGUUUCUUUUAUCCGUGGGGUGAUCUGCAAAUUUACUCCACUUGCCCGUGAAAACUGGAUAAUUGCGGAUAAUCGUAAGAAUAGGAGUACGGAUAAUAAUAACAAUAGUUGUCACGGAUCGUACGGAUCGCGGAUAAGAGGAGAUUCACAGGACUCCUACUACGACUACUACUACGCUACUGCUGUACAAACUCCCACCAGUAUUUCUGAUCGCCGCAAGAUGAACACGGCACGGAAUAUGCAAGCGACCCACCCCGCGGCGGCAUUGCUCUACGCCGAGAGGCGUCGAUGUGCACUGCACCGUCGCGUCGCGAGUGAAACUCACCGCUGUUAUUUUACGGGCGGAAUCGGAGCUGCAUUUGCGUACAAGGCGGGCGGACGCACGGGGAAGCGCUCCCAUAGACCUAUAUAGAUACGAAUAUAUAUUUUUGUCCUCGUGUGUUUCGCAAACGGGCAGACGGACUUUU
Petromyzon marinus (sea lamprey) is the source of this 6239-nucleotide messenger RNA. RefSeq lists its product as uncharacterized. Gene Ontology annotation, biological process: regulation of transcription by RNA polymerase II. Gene Ontology annotation, molecular function: RNA polymerase II cis-regulatory region sequence-specific DNA binding; DNA-binding transcription factor activity, RNA polymerase II-specific. The record is from RefSeq and is a predicted model, not a curated record. Lineage: Eukaryota; Metazoa; Chordata; Hyperoartia; Petromyzontiformes; Petromyzontidae.